This is a messenger RNA of Pleurotus ostreatus (oyster mushroom), 1686 nucleotides long. RefSeq lists its product as uncharacterized. Lineage: Eukaryota; Fungi; Basidiomycota; Agaricomycetes; Agaricales; Pleurotaceae. The coding region runs from base 1 to 1686 and encodes 561 amino acids. The record is from RefSeq and is a predicted model, not a curated record. The transcript has 9 exons.
AUGCGACGCCUCUCUUUCACUCUGCUCGUGCUAUCAACGAUCUGCUAUGCUCAGCGUCUAUCGUUCUCGUUCUCCGACCUCUUCAUGAAAUCUCCCGGCGUCCAAAGGCAGCUACCCGAUCUGUAUGAGGCAUCUGUGCCCGAACUACAGGCUGGACUAGAUGCGGGUGAUUUCACCAGCGUUGAUCUCGUCAAGGCAUACUUUGCGCGCAUCGAGGAAGUUAAUCUCCAAGGUCCAGCCCUUCGGGCAGUGCUCGAAACUAAUCCGUCAGCUCUAACGCAAGCGGCCGAGCUCGAUGCAGAAAGGAAAGCGUCAGGAAAGCGCAGCGCUCUGCAUGGAAUCCCAGUAUUACUCAAAGAUAAUAUUGCAACUGUUUCUUCAGAAGGAAUGAACACCACGGCUGGUUCGUUCAGCCUGUUAGGGUCAGUAGUUCCGGAUGAUGCAGGAGUUGUGAAGAGGCUGAGAGCUGCUGGAGCUAUUAUCUUGGGCAAGGCCAAUUUAUCUGAAUUUGCACACUUCCGGGGAAAUGUAGCGUCUGGAUGGUCGGGUCGGGGUGGGCAGAACUCGGGUGCAUAUUUCCCCGGCUUAGAUCCUUGUGGGUCGUCGUCAGGCUCCGGCGUCGCUGCUUCUAUCGGUCUAGCGGCUGUGACGUUGGGGACGGAAACGGACGGCAGUAUCACUUGUCCUUCUGAGCACAACAACCUCGCUGGCAUCAAACCAACUGUUGGUCUAACUUCACGUGCGGGAGUUAUCCCGAUAUCGGCCAAUCAAGACACAGUCGGGCCCAUAACGCGCUCUUUGACCGAUGCAGCCAUCGUCCUUUCUGUCAUCGCCGGCAAAGACCCCAACGACAAUUUUACACUCGCGCAACCGGACACUGUCCCUGACUUCUCCAAGGCCCUCGACGUGCGAGCCAUAAAGGGCAAGCGCAUCGGCGUCCCGAGGCUUAAUCUCGUCAGCAGAGCGAACCCCACUAUACUUACUGCGUUCGAGACAGCGCUCGAUACGCUGCGCGGGUUGGGCGCGAUUAUUGUUGAUCCCGCCGAUCUCCCAUCUAUCAAUGAAAUACGGGCGUCUGGGAACGAGAGUCUUGUCCUGAACACCGACUUCAAGGUCCAGUUGAAUGAGUGGUAUGAAAACCUUGUUGAGAACCCAUCCGGAGUGCGCAGCCUCGCGGAUUUGAUCCAAUUUGACUUGGAUAACCCAGAGCUCGAGCUGCCUCCUGGAUUUAGCGACCAAUCCGACCUGCUUGCAGCGGAAGCAACCAAUGGGUUCACUGCAGCGUACUUCGAGUCCCUUGCGUCGAACCACGACCUAGGGAGAACACGCGGAAUCGACGCAGCGCUCCGGAACAACAAUUUGGAUGCACUCGUAAUGCCUGCUUCUGUUGCUAGCGGCCCAGCUGCAAUCGCGGGGUACCCUAUCGUCACAGUCCCUCUUGGUUUCUUCCCCGACAACACCCCAACCCGUUCAGCGGGUCCGCUUACUGUGUACCCUGCUCCAGGGGCACCCUUUGGCCUGUCCUUCGUUGGAACGGCGUUCUCCGAGUCGAAGCUUAUCAGCAUCGCUUUUGCGUACGAACAAAAGACGAAGACGAGGCUUCAAAGAAAGGCGUUCGCGGCUGCUAUUCCUACUACACAACUUCAGGACGUACUUUUCAGGCCCGCAGCGGCAUUGAUGUUGUAG